Messenger RNA from Jaculus jaculus (lesser Egyptian jerboa), 2711 nucleotides. RefSeq names its product receptor like tyrosine kinase (gene Ryk). Gene Ontology annotation, molecular function: protein kinase activity; ATP binding. Gene Ontology annotation, cellular component: signaling receptor complex. Gene Ontology annotation, biological process: axonogenesis; protein phosphorylation; cell surface receptor protein tyrosine kinase signaling pathway. Lineage: Eukaryota; Metazoa; Chordata; Mammalia; Rodentia; Dipodidae. The coding region runs from base 279 to 1715 and encodes 478 amino acids. The transcript has 15 exons. The record is from RefSeq and is a predicted model, not a curated record.
GCACCGCCGCCGCCGCCGCCGUCCCGGCCCCGCGGCCCCCGGCGUUGCUUCCCGCGUCCCCGGGGCCCAGCGUGAGCCUCUACCUGAGCGAGGACGAGGUGCGCCGGCUCAUCGGUCUUGAUGCAGAACUCUAUUAUGUGAGAAAUGACCUUAUUAGUCACUACGCUCUGUCCUUUAACCUGCUAGUACCCAGUGAAACAAAUUUCCUGCAUUUCACUUGGCAUGCAAAGUCCAAGGUUGAAUAUAAGCUUGGAUUUCAAGUAGACAAUUUUGUGGCUAUGGACAUGCCCCAGGUUAACAUUUCUGUUCAGGGGGAAGUUCCACGCACUUUAUCAGUGUUUCGGGUCGAGCUUUCCUGUACUGGCAAAGUAGAUUCUGAAGUUAUGAUAUUAAUGCAGCUCAACUUGACAGUAAAUUCAUCAAAAAAUUUUACAGUCUUAAAUUUUAAACGAAGGAAAAUGUGCUACAAAAAACUUGAAGAAGUAAAAACUUCAGCAUUGGACAAAAACACUAGCAGAACUAUUUAUGACCCUGUACAUGCAGCUCCAACUACUUCUACGCGCGUGUUUUAUAUCAGCGUAGGGGUUUGUUGUGCAGUGAUUUUUCUUGUAGCAAUAAUUCUAGCUGUUUUGCACCUUCAUAGUAUGAAAAGGAUUGAACUGGAUGACAGCAUCAGUGCCAGCAGUAGUUCCCAAGGGCUGUCCCAGCCGUCUACCCAGACCACUCAGUAUCUGAGAGCCGACACACCCAACAAUGCAACUCCUAUCACCAGCUCCUCAGGUUACCCUUCCUUGCGGAUAGAGAAGAAUGACUUGAGAAGUGUCACUCUUUUGGAGGCCAAAGCCAAAGUGAAGGAUAUAGCAAUAUCUAGGGAGAGGAUAACGCUAAAAGAUGUACUUCAAGAAGGCACCUUUGGGCGUAUUUUCCAUGGGAUUUUAAUAGAUGAAAAAGAUCCAAAUAAAGAAAAGCAAAUAUUUGUAAAAACAGUUAAAGAUCAAGCUUCUGAAAUUCAGGUGACAAUGAUGCUUACUGAAAGUUGUAAGCUGCGAGGCCUUCAUCACAGAAAUCUUCUUCCUAUAACUCAUGUGUGUAUAGAAGAAGGAGAAAAACCCAUGGUGAUAUUGCCUUACAUGAAUUGGGGAAAUCUUAAAUUGUUUUUACGGCAGUGCAAAUUAGUAGAGGCCAAUAAUCCACAGGCAAUUUCUCAGCAAGACCUGGUACACAUGGCUAUUCAGAUUGCCUGUGGAAUGAGCUACCUGGCAAGAAGGGAAGUCAUCCACAAAGACCUGGCUGCUAGGAACUGUGUCAUAGAUGACACGCUUCAAGUGAAGAUCACAGACAAUGCCCUCUCCAGAGACUUGUUCCCCAUGGACUACCACUGUCUAGGGGACAAUGAGAACAGGCCAGUUCGAUGGAUGGCUCUUGAAAGUCUGGUUAAUAAUGAGUUCUCUAGUGCGAGUGAUGUGUGGGCCUUUGGAGUGACGCUGUGGGAACUCAUGACUCUGGGCCAGACACCCUAUGUGGACAUCGACCCCUUUGAGAUGGCCGCAUACCUAAAAGAUGGUUACCGAAUAGCCCAGCCAAUCAACUGCCCUGAUGAACUAUUUGCUGUGAUGGCCUGUUGCUGGGCCUUAGACCCAGAGGAGAGGCCCAAGUUUCAGCAGCUGGUGCAGUGCCUCUCAGAGUUUCAUGCUGCCCUGGGAGCCUAUGUCUGAUCCCUCUCAGUCUCCGCAUCAGAACGCUGUGCUUGCCAUGGAUGCCUUGCGUGUAACACAGCAACAGCAGAAGCACCUUUGUCUUCCAGAGCACCGUGCCUAGGAGCGCUUUAAAACCUGAGCUUUUAAAGACACACUUAACGUGAAGUAUUUUCUAGAUAUCACUUUUAUUAGGUUGAACUGAAAGAGGUUUUAUAAAUUUUUGGCCAAAAAAUUUUAAAACAUUAUUACUUUGGAUUAGGGGAUGCAUUCUUAAAAAAUAAACAGUUUUAAAAAUUGUUUAGACAGAUAUUUGGAGUAGUUAUCUUAGUGCCAACUGUUUUUUAAAAUUUUUACUUCAGUGAGGUCAUACAGAUGGCUCACUUUUAAAGCUGUUUGAAGACUUUUGCCACUGGUCUUGGGAAUGGUUUGUCUUCAAAAUGCAGUACUUUUCUUAGGAAAGGCAAAACAGCAGAAAAGGUGUCUAGUUUGCCUUGUGCAAGGAAAGGCAACAUAAUUGUGGAGAGAAAAAGAAUAGAUUGAAAAAUAAUUUUUUUAAAUGGUUAUUAGAAAUAAUUUUUCUUACGUGGAAAUUGUUUAUUUCUUUCUGUUUUAGUGAAAAGGAGCUCCACUUUCUUGUUCUGAGGGAAAUGGGAGCGAAGUUCAUCAUAUAUUAAUUUUUCAGAAAUAAGCUUUCCCGUGAGCCAGAAGAGGAGGGCCAGAUUUGUAGGAAGUAAUAGCAACUUUAUUUAUUUUUGCUCUCUGGGAAAAGAGAUAAUGCAAUUCCAGAAAGUGAAGUCAUGUUUCUAAGGUUCAGACUCUCUUCCAUAGCACCUAGAAUAGUGCUAUGCACAGAGUGGGUGCUUGAGUUAGGUCUUUUUUUGUUUGUUUGGUUGGUUGGUUGGUUUUGGUUUUAAGUUUAAACUGGUAAAUUUUGUGCUUAUCUUCAAGGCUGGCUUAAGUGUAAAAUUGUUUUUUUUAAGACACUUGAAAAAUUAAAGGACUUGUUUUAUAUUA